Zasmidium cellare ATCC 36951 is the source of this 744-nucleotide messenger RNA. RefSeq lists its product as uncharacterized. The record is from RefSeq and is a predicted model, not a curated record. Bases 1 to 744 code for a protein of 247 amino acids. The transcript is spliced from 3 exons. Gene Ontology annotation, cellular component: cell wall. Lineage: Eukaryota; Fungi; Ascomycota; Dothideomycetes; Mycosphaerellales; Mycosphaerellaceae. Gene Ontology annotation, molecular function: manganese ion binding.
AUGUUUCGCCAAUUCCCACUCCUGUUCGGCAUCUGUUUGAUGGCUGCGCUGGAGCGCACCACUGCCAUCGAUGUUACCAAGGACCCGGACUUGAUUGCGAAGCUGAAAAGUGCUGCCAGCCAGCUGGACCGUCUUCAGUACAUCUCAGAGGAUGCCAACUGGGUCUUCGACUACAAGGAGCAAGGCUACUUCUGGAACACCAGACCCGGCGGUGUGGUCAACGCCAACGUGAACACCUUCCCUGCCGCCUUUGGCAAUGAGAUGACCAUGGCUUGGAUCAAUCUUGGGGCAUGUGCUAUGUUGACUCCUCAUUUCCACGCGCGAGCAGUGAACUGGGUCACCGCCGUCUCGGGUAACACCACUACCUACAUGUAUGAGGAGAACGGUGCCCAUACUAUCAAGACACAACUCGACUUUGGGAAGGCAACUGUCUUUCCUAGAGGGAGCGUUCACUACAUGGUAAAUCAAGCUUGCGAGGAUGCGAUUCUCAUCUCUGCCUUGAGUAACGCGGACGCGGGUACGACCAACCUCAACCAAGUCUUCAACAUCGGAAUACCAUUCGACGAACUGAAGGCGGCGUUCGGAUUCGAUGUCAACAACAGCACCAGCAAUAACAUCCCUGACAUCGGCACUGGGGCAAAUUGGGGCACUGAAGAAUGCCUUGCUCGAUGUGGAAUCACCAAGGAUGAUAGCCCGCCGCCACCGUCGUUUAACGGCAGUGCAGCCAACAUUCGAAGACCUUAA